Penaeus chinensis is the source of this 5836-nucleotide messenger RNA. RefSeq lists its product as uncharacterized. The record is from RefSeq and is a predicted model, not a curated record. The coding region runs from base 740 to 3871 and encodes 1043 amino acids. The transcript is spliced from 2 exons. Lineage: Eukaryota; Metazoa; Arthropoda; Malacostraca; Decapoda; Penaeidae. Gene Ontology annotation, biological process: regulation of transcription by RNA polymerase II. Gene Ontology annotation, molecular function: RNA polymerase II cis-regulatory region sequence-specific DNA binding; DNA-binding transcription factor activity, RNA polymerase II-specific.
ACGACCAGAUUAAAAGAGAGCAGCAAGGCGCUCGGAGGUGGCCGAGAGCAGCAGAAAGAGAGAGCGAGAGAGAGAGGCGGAGAGGAGGAGAGAAUGAGAGCUGUGUAGACCGUCGUCAUCAGCCCGCCAGAGUGAGUGCGUGCUACACUCGGUAGCCAGGCAGCGUGGGCGCCAAAUUUCGUCGUACGCCUGGCACGCGGCUCACUUGCACCGCUUCUACUCCUCACAUGUUCUGUGCGUCAUAUUCUCAGUCACAGUAAAUAUCUGACUGUGUGUGGGGCGAACUGCGUAACCCCGCGAGCCACACUGGCACCGCCACUCUUAUACGUUAGACGAGCGGCCGGACCAUUCCACCUCCGACAUCGGACUUGAAUAAGAGUGUGUACCUUGGGUUUCGCUCCGGAUUUUAAAUCAAUAAUCGAUACCGAGCCGGCCAACUACGUAGUAGCCUACGACUGGGUAUUCGUAGCCUAGCGAUGGUGCCAGUCAAUGAAUGUUGCUUAGUGACACACUGGUGCUGCGCGUAAACACCAGAAGGGUUCAGUCCUAGUCGUGCCGCCGGAGGAGAAGGUUGGCGACUCUCGGCUCUCCCAUAACUGUGAUAUUAGUGAGGGAACAUUUGUAUUCCGAGUUUGUGUUGCGUGACACUUAACAAGUUUUACACAAAUGUUAAGGUGACCGGGAUACACAUUUUAGUGCGAGUGCGUUCUAGCGCUCGCUUCUGAAAAUAACUAUCUAAAUGGUGUCGCGAGCAAAGAGUUCAACGGGUACGAUGGCUUUACAUUGUUCGCAGGCAAAACUCUGGGUCAAAUCUCACUAUGAGCGACACGAGGACGGUGUGGUGGCCAAGUCCGUCAUGUACAAGCACUACGAGGACUAUUGCCGCGAACAGGGACGUAACAUCAUGGAAACGAGCAUCUUCGGCCGCGUGGUCAAGUCCGUGUUCCCUGACGUAACCAUCAGACGUCUGGGAGGCCGGGACAAUCUCAAGUAUUACUACUGCGGCAUCCAGGCGAAGGAGACGUCGCCCUACGCCAUCGACAACACAACCACGACCAGACCGAAGCGGCGGCUGCGGAAGCGGGAGUUGAUCACCGACAAGGCGGACGUGCACCGGUGUCUCCUGUGGCUCCAUAAGAAUUACUGCUCGUCACCUGACUCGUCGGUGAUCAAGGCGGAGGUGUACGACAGAUACGUGCUCGAGUGUAUAGCGGGGGCAGGCGAGCCUCUGUCCAUGCAGUACUUCGGCAUGGUUGUGACCCACGCCUUCCCACACAUCUCAAAGAGGAAGCUGGGGCCCAGAGCCAACCAGCAGAAGUUCUAUUUUGGCAUCCAGGAGCGAGCGGCCCCGCUGCCACUCGACACUGUCCCGCCGCAGCUAAUAGACGUCGUGGAGCACAUGUUCAGCAACGGGCGGCUCUGUUAUCGCGAGGAGCUCGAGGCUGACGACGACGACGACGAUGACAGUAGUUGCCGCAGCCCUGUGUCUGACACGUCCGAGGGAGACCCCCUGCGCGAAGCCCAUACGCCCAUCUCCGGCGACCACGGCGGUGCCCAUGCCCAGCAUUACCCCUAUGACACCUAUAUUAAAGAUGAACCUGUAGACUACAGUUUACAAAAUUUAAAACUAAAAGAUGAACAUUUAGAGGAGUAUACAGUGAAAGAGGAGCCCCUAGACCUCCACAUGGCUCGUGAUGUGCAUGAUAUGGAAACGAACUUUAUGGCCAGUCCCGAGAGGUCGCCCUCCGUGGCCACCUCGAUCAGUGACUCCCCGAGCCCCUCAGUGAAAGACCAAAAGACACGAAAAAUCUAUAAACCUCGGUUUCAUAUUAUUUCUGAUUAUAACGAUGAAAAUAGUUGGAACAGUGAAUCAGACGUGAAAACGGACACAUUCGAAGUGAAGUACUGUAAUAAUUCCGUGCAGUCCCCGUGGGAAUCUUUCCUGAGAGAUUGGCUCUCACGAACAUUCGAGGAGUGUGAGGGGAUGUGUGUGAAUAGGGAUCAGGCGUACGCUUAUUAUGAAAGACUGUGUGAAGUUGCAAGCGUAACCGUGCUGCCUCACACGUACUUCGACGAGACCGUGCUCAAGGAGUUCCGUGGUGUCGUCACCAUGAUUCACCCGACAGACAAAAAAACAUUCUACGAAGGACUCCGUGUCCAGUUACAUUCCGAUCUUUAUGGCCGCAUUGAAGAGCUUAUCGACGGCGAGCCGAGUGAGCCACAACAUUCCAUGGAGAUGUCGCCUCCUAUGGGCGCCGCCCCUCGCGGCUCCCCGCUCACUCUCGAGGAGGACGAAGUCGCAGACGAGAGAUACGCCGACAACUACCGGGGCGCCCCCGAGGAGGACCUACAUUCCACCCCCGAAGUGUUACGUGACGGCAAGUAUUACCUGCGUAUGUGGCUCACAGAUAACUUCGAAUCCGUGCCAGACUCUUGUGUUCUCAAAGCCGAGGCCUAUCGCCACUACGAAGAGUACGCGAAGUCGAUAAAACAGUCUCCAUUUGAAAUGAAUGUGUUCGGAAAGAUAGUACGGCAGGUGUUCCCCAAAGUGACAAUCCGUCGACUCGGCGGGCGUGUUAAGCCUCAGUAUCAUUACUGUGGAAUCGCUGUCAAGAGUUCGAGUCCGCUGUACAAGUUCAUGAGCGGCAAGGACCCGGCGCAGCGAUCACGCAAGAAGGAAAUUGCGACAGACAACAAAAGUGCCGAGAUUGUGAUCGAGUGGCUCAGAAGAAACUACGAACCGGGAACAGACCGUAUUAUUAUGAAGAGUGCAGUGUUUAGUAACUAUUGCAGCUAUUGCAAGGCCAUGAAUGAGAACUCGGUAACCCUGAACUAUUUCGGAAAGUUAGUGAAGCAUUGUUUCCCCAACGUUGAGGUACGAAAGUGUGGCGGCCGAAGCGAGCCCACCUGGUACUACUUCGGCCUCGUACCCAAGGGGGAGGUGGUGACCUCGCCUUACCCCAGCCCCCAGCACCACGAUUCUCCCCUUCACGCCCACGACGACCUGGCUGGCCGGGAACCAUCGUCUGCGUACGACCUCCACGUCCCCCAGACCACCUUAGGUCAGAGACACCUGAGCCCGGUGGGCCAGGAGGUGCACCACCCCGGUAUCCCCGCGCACAGCACUAGUCCCAUUCCAAUCUCCCUGGCCAAGAGUGUGCCAGGACCACACUAUAAUACAACGCCCAACGGUUCCUACAGUAAUGCAUCGAUGAUGCUUCAGUCAGUGCUGUUAAACCAGCACGUUAAUCUUGCUCAAUCCCCCUUGAUCAGCAGUCGGUCGCCAUUCCCCCAGUCCCCCCGCGACACCCUGCUGGAGGCCAGCUGCCAGCGCUCCAGCCGAGCGGCCGAGCACUCGCCUGUCGACGCGCGAGGCUACCGCGAGUCACUGAGCUCGCACUCGCCGGCGGCAGAGGGCAGCAGCCUCCAGGAGCUGCGUCGGCACCUGAUGGCUCGCUCGCCUUACGAGCCAGGCGACGUGCCCUCCGACAACAUGUACUCUCGUUCUCCUGGCGACACGUCGGCGCAAUUCUGCCGAUCGCCAAGAGAAAUGAUGGAGGCCGUUUGUCGUUCCCCGGGCGACGCUGCGUUGGCUUCCCAUUCCCCGAGCGACAACUCGCUGCUGUACUCGCACUCGCCGCUGGAAGCCAACUACCAAGCGUCAGUCCGGCAGCGCACCUCCCUGGUGGGCGGCAGUGUGGGCGGCGGCGCGGGCGGCCAGGUGGUGCCCGGCAUGAUCUUCUCCCACCACGCCGUGCCCGGGCCCCCCAUGGCAGGGGUCUCCCCCCUCCACGCGCACAAGAGGCACAAAGGGCAGCUCCAGCAGGGCCUCGACGACUUCGAGAUGAUCAGCGACAUGACCAUUGAAUAGCACUUGUAACAGGCAUUGUUAUGGAUUUGGCUGUGAUAUAUUGCGUGCAUAUUGUCAAGCUCCUGUUCUUCACCCGACCAUUUUUCUCGUCAGUGUAGCAGCAUCUCUCGUCAACUUCCAACAUUACCCAUCGUCAUACUGCAUUAUCCAUCAACCUCCUGCAUUAGCCGAUGAGUUCACAGCAUCAUCCACCCCGUCGACCUGUUCCUUCACCCCAUCGGCCCCUUUUUGCCUCACCCGUACGUCACCAGUCGACUCCUUCCUCGCGCCCCAUCCUUCCGUCGACUCGAACGGCAACUGUCGUCUCCCUGAAGCUCCUCCCCAACCUUCCAUCGACUCGAACGUCCUCCUCGACCCCUUCCGCCCCCGCCACCUGCCUCCCUGCCGUCGACUCGAAGUUCCCCCUCGACCCCCUGCCUCGCCUGGGGAUCGCCUCAGCAUCAACGCCCGCACGGAGGACCCCCACCAACAGUAGCAGAUCAUCGCCAGCAUCUUUCGAGCAGAGACACCAGAGCACCGGACGCUGCAUCAUUGCUUGGGCAUAUGCUAUGUUACGUCAGUAGGCCGUAUAAUAUUUUUUAGCCCAAUGCGCCUUAAACCCUGGCCUUACUAGUGUAUUCUUGAGUGACACAGUGGACUUCAUGGCGGCAGAGUGUAAUCUGCUCUCGUGGUACAAUGUACUGCCCUUAAAAAAAAGACACAAUGUUACUUGUGGCACAAUGUACUGUUCCUGUAGGCAUGUUGUACUUUGUUCUUGUGAGAGUAUGCUCUACCCUGUGGCAUAGUACAUUCUGUCACUGUGUCAUGUUAUACCCGGGCCUUUGACACUGUUAAAUUCCUUGCGCCAGUACCUGCUUGUUCCAUAUCAUAGCCUCUACAGUUGUCGACCAAACAAAGAAGUCAUAUUAAUUUCCGCCACAGGACCUGUAAACAUUUUUAUAUCAGUGUUCAUGGGCUGACAGAGGCCCGGCCUGAGGCAACAGGUAGUGAAGAAAGUAUUAGAGGCUUAUUUUAGUCACCUUCCUCCUUGUGUGACAACCUUUCCUCCCAUUCCCUCAACCACCACCUCGCACACUCCCUUUCCUUGGUUCUUCCAACACUUCCCCCCCCCCCCUUCCUCCACCUUCUCCUCUUCUUCUUCCACUCCUCGCACUCCCACCCAUUGUCCAACCCUCCACCUCCCCCGCCCCCUUCUGAAACACACUGGUACCUCUGGGAACUUUUAUUUUGCCUUGGAAGAGCUGAAAAAAAGCAAAGUGCCAUCCAGAAGUCUUAAGUCUCUCUCCCGCCCGUCCCCCCUCUGAGGUGUGUCUCCCUCCCCGCUCCCUUCCCCCUUCCCCCUACUUCCCCAAGAGCCCCUCCUCCCGCCCCUAAGUUCCCUCCCCCUCCCUCUUCUCCUCCCCUUCCCUUCCCCACAAGCUCCUCCUCCCUCUCCCAAGUUCCCUUCCCCAGCUCCCCCUCAGCUCCCCUCAGCUCCCCCUCAGCUCCCCCUCAGCUCCCCUCCUGGGUAGAAUUCCCUUUAGUGAGAAAUGACACAUCAGCCCCUUCUGUAAUUACCUUUCCCCGCCCAUCUGUACCAGCAAAGAGCCACCUCCACGCCCAUUUCUAAACCAACUUCACCAAACAAUGUAUCCAUUAUGACCUUAAGCCCUUCUUCCCCAAUCAGAUGUUUUUUAGAUUUGAAGUGUUUAUAAAUUUAUCUUCCCAAACUGUUAUAUUAAAAAAAAAAAACAAUGUUAACACUGUUUGACCGACUCAAUUAACGUUAUUCUGACCCAAACAGACUUAGAGAAUGCAAUAUUCAUCUUUUUUUAGGAAAUUUUUUAACAGAUGUUUUCGUUGUGCUAUUAAAUGUAUUAUUAAGAUGUGGCGCUGUUGUCUAUUUAUUUUAUUUAUUGAUAUUAGAAUAAUUAAUUGUAGUUUUAUACAAAGCCAGAUUUCUGAAUAUAGGAAUAAGGUAUAUAA